AUGCUGGUUCAAAGUGGAAAAUGGCAAGACAUUAGUUCCAUUUCUUCCUCAAUGAAUGUAAAUACAGAUCUGAAGUCUCGAAUUGGAAACAUGUGCGACCAUUUUGAAUCUUCUAGCAAGAAGUCAAAGUGCCUACUGAAGACCCACGAAAUGAUGAAUGAACGCAAUCAGGAUGAUGUGAUGGACUCCACUACUUAUAAAGAUCAUAUUUGGUCAUUCUACAACAAUGACCCUAGCCUGCCGCUUUAUCGAAUAGAAAAUGUUCCGUUGCACCUACGCGAUAAUAAAUACAUUAUAACAGGCUACCGAGCCUACUACAACACCAAAAUGUGUUUCUUGAGUAUCUUUAGACUCCAUAAUGAAACGAUCAAUAUAUGGACUCACCUCGCCGGUGCGCUCAUUUUUGUUGUAUUGAUUGUAUAUUUAUUUAGGUCUUUAUUGAUCCCAGAUUACUUCUCCAUGGGUUCUCUUUGCACUCUAACAUCACCUUCAGAACAGGACAAGCAAAUAUAUUCAUGCGAAAAAGGAAGUGCGUUGCCGUUCAUCAUUUUUGGUAUCUACUCUUUCGGAUGUAUUAUGUGCAUGGUCUGCAGUACUUGCUAUCAUACUUUUAUUGGGCACAUCAAUGAGAAACUAUAUGACUGGGUUCACAUGUGCGACUACUUUGGUAUUACGUUUCUUGUUGUCGGCUCCUUUGUGCCUUUUUGUUACUACGUUUUAUCCCAAAGCCCAUUUUGGCGCAAUGUAUACCUUGGAAUGAUUUUUAGCUUUGGCACAGUUGGAUUGUUGGGUCCUUUUUUCCAAUAUUGGGCAUCUGUAGCUUUUGCAAACAAAAAGAUUUUGUUUUACGUGUGUAUGGUCAGCUCUGGAAUGUUUCCAAUUUUUCAUAUAGCAUUCCUUCUUCCAAAAGAUGUUGGCUCUCCAUAUUUGAUGGGCCUGUUCAUGAUGAUGCUUUUGUAUGGAAUCGGGGUCUUCUUUUACGUCUUUAAACUACCAGAGGUUUUCUAUCCCGGAAAAUUUGAUAUUUACUUAUCCAGUCAUCAAAUUUGGCAUAUGUUUGUUCUUGCAGCUGCCUUGACACACUUUUUUAAUUGUAUUCGAAUGUAUGCCGAUGUGGGGAAGACAAUAUGCACCAUCAACAACAUACAAUGGCAUUAA
Phytomonas sp. Hart1 is the source of this 1158-nucleotide messenger RNA. The record is from the annotation of a GenBank genome assembly. Lineage: Eukaryota; Euglenozoa; Kinetoplastea; Trypanosomatida; Trypanosomatidae.